AUGCUCAAUCAGGAUUGGGCGCCAAGAUCAUCCUUGGACGCGGCUGUGAACAAUAUGGCCUGUCUCACUCGCCAUGCGUCUAUGAGUCUUCAAUUCCCUCUCCCGGUGGCUUCAGUGGUGAAGCAACUGUACAUCGCUGGUGCUGCGCAAGGCUACGGGAGCGAGGACGACGCUGCUCUUCUCAAGCUUCUCCUGCAAAGAGGUCAUGCCAUCUCAAACACUGAGCAAACGGUACACGAGGGAGCCGAGCCGACGCCUGUCACAGCGCCGAUGGAGAUCGUCAGGGGUGGAGUCGUCGGUCUCGGCGCCAUGGGCCAGGGCAUGGCCGCUUCGCUCGCAAGGGGACGGUUCGACGUGUGGAAGCCAUUCGUCGACAAAUUUGUGUCCGCAAAUGCAAAGGCAACCGCAGCCGAAUCACUAGCCAUGGCUGCAAAAGAUGCCGACAUGCUACUACUAAUGGUCCUGAACGCUGCGCAGGCAGAGGAUGUUCUCUUCGGCUCUGACAAGGCCGCCUAUGCUCUAACCGACGGCGCCGUUGUAAUUCUUGCCUCGACUGUGCCACCUUCGUUCGCGUGCAAGUUGAAAGGGAUGCUGGGCGACUUGGGCCGCAAUAUCGGAAUGCUCGACUGUCCUGUGAGCGGUGGCGUGGUACGCGCCGCGAACGGUACGCUUAUGAUCAUUUGCUCUGCAGACGAGCCAACGGUGGACAAGGCGCACAGCGCCAUCCUGUCUACGACCGGCACACCGACCAAUCUCUGUGGUGUAGGCGCAGCAUCAUCUGUCAAGAUGAUUAACCAGCUACUCGCCGGCGUCCAUAUUGCUGCCGCAGCUGGCGCCAUGGCACUUGCUGCCCCUUGGAGCUGGAUGCUCGAAAAUAGGGGACCGCAAAUGCUCGAGGCGGACUGGAUGCCACACUCGGCGCUGACUAUCUCUGUCAGUGAUCUGGGUAUCGUGCUGGACGAGGCCAAGAAACUGGAAUAUUUUGCGCCCAUCUCGUCAGCCUCACACAACCUGUACCUGGCGGGUGCGUGCAAGGGCUGGGCGAAAGAUUCGGACGCGGGCGUCACCGAAACGGAGACAACUCUCAUCAAGCCUCUUCCCGCCAAGGACACGCUCGCCGCGCUGCCCAAAGACUACUCAACAGACGUCCUCGACGCCAACCGUCGGUACGUUAACAGUGGGAGCGCGCCUGUGCUUGUGGUGCUGGAUGACGACCCCAAGAAUACACAGACCUGCCACGGUAUUAACGCGCUGAUCGUCUGGGAUAUUGAGACGACCGGGGCGCAGUUCGAGCGCGAUUCGAGGGCUUUUUUUUUCAUCUUGACCAACAUUAGAGCCCUUCCACCGACAGAAGUCAAGGCUUUGAUUUUGGAAAUUUGCCAGAACAUCAAAGAGGCGGCGAAGCAAACCGGAAAAACAUUCGAAAUCGUGUUGCGCGGCGACUCCACGCUCCGUUGCCAACUUCCUGAAGAACCAAUGGCAGCAGAAGAGGCUCUUGGAAAGUUUGAUGACUGGAUUAUUGCACCCUUCUUCAUGCAGGGAGGCCGCUAUACGAUAAACGACGUGUAUUACGUUCAAGAAGGCGAGAUUCUGGUACCAGCCGGCCAAACCCUCUUUGCACAGGACGCCACGUUUGGGUACAAGAACUCCAACCUACGUGAGUAUGUCCUCGAGAAGUGCAGUUCGCGGUUCAACUGCUCGUCUUUCGCGUUGGUGACGCUCGAUGACAUCCGCACUGGAGGCCCCGACGGUGUCAAGGCCAAGUUGCUUUCACGACCAAUUGGUCAAGGCACCACCGCUGUUGUCAUUGUCAACGCAGUAGUCGAGUCGGACAUUCGCGUCUUUGCGGCGGGACUACUGGAAGCGCAAGAGGCUGUGUAA
Molecule: messenger RNA, 1881 nt
Organism: Emericellopsis cladophorae
Lineage: Eukaryota; Fungi; Ascomycota; Sordariomycetes; Hypocreales; Bionectriaceae
Product: 3-hydroxyisobutyrate dehydrogenase
Exons: 5
Coding region: 1-1881 (626 amino acids)
Molecular function (GO): NADP binding; oxidoreductase activity
Source: RefSeq, a predicted model, not a curated record